This is a messenger RNA of Cydia strobilella, 6975 nucleotides long. It is a transcript of the gene sxc, whose product is annotated as UDP-N-acetylglucosamine--peptide N-acetylglucosaminyltransferase 110 kDa subunit. The record is from RefSeq and is a predicted model, not a curated record. Gene Ontology annotation, biological process: protein O-linked glycosylation. The coding region runs from base 172 to 3348 and encodes 1058 amino acids. Gene Ontology annotation, molecular function: protein binding; protein O-acetylglucosaminyltransferase activity. The transcript is spliced from 10 exons. NCBI's taxonomy places the organism in Eukaryota, Metazoa, Arthropoda, Insecta, Lepidoptera, Tortricidae.
CUUUCCGGUUGUAGUUCUCCGCGUGCCCAUUGAUUGGCUCACGGAUUUGUGGUGUUGUGGUGGAAUAUUCCUAUGGAAAAAUAGUGUUAUUCGUUUUUAAUUUAUCGUUUAAAUGAAUAAUGUGGUGUUUUACAUCGUAUUUAAUGCCAAACUAAUUACAUCACACAAACUAUGAUAACUAAAAUGCAAACUCAAGCUAACGUCGCGGUGCCCCAAUCUGUCACGACACAGCCUCAGCAAAUAGUCGGUGUCCCUGCAAAUGCCGUAAUAUUGAAGAUGUCUGACAUCCAGCAAAUAUCGACAGUCGGGCUUCUGGAGCUUGCGCACCGGGAGUACCAGGCGGGUGAUUACGAGAGUGCCGAGCUGCACUGCAUGCAGCUCUGGCGACAGGACAGCUCCAACACGGGGGUGCUUCUGCUGCUCUCGUCCAUACACUUCCAGUGCCGACGGCUGGACAAGUCGGCGCACUUUUCGACGCUGGCGAUCAAGCAAAAUCCACUCUUGGCGGAAGCCUACAGCAACCUCGGGAAUGUGUUCAAAGAGCGAGGCCAACUCCAAGAGGCUCUGGAGAACUACAGACACGCGGUCAGACUGAAGCCAGACUUCAUUGAUGGCUACAUCAAUCUGGCCGCAGCCCUUGUGGCAGCCGGGGAUAUGGAGCAGGCUGUGCAGGCUUACGUCACAGCGCUACAGUAUAAUCCUGACCUAUACUGCGUCAGGAGCGACCUGGGAAAUUUGCUCAAGGCGCUGGGACGCCUGGACGAGGCAAAGGCUUGUUACUUGAAGGCCAUCGAAACAAGGCCAGACUUUGCAGUGGCAUGGAGCAACUUGGGAUGUGUAUUUAACGCCCAAAGUGAGAUCUGGUUGGCCAUUCACCACUUUGAGAAGGCCGUGGCCUUGGAUCCUAACUUUUUGGACGCCUACAUUAACUUGGGAAAUGUUCUCAAGGAAGCAAGGAUUUUUGACAGGGCCGUAGCCGCGUAUCUACGCGCUUUAAACCUAUCACCAAACAACGCCGUCGUCCACGGCAACCUGGCCUGCGUAUACUACGAGCAGGGCCUGAUCGACCUGGCCAUAGAUACGUACAGGAGAGCCAUAGAGCUCCAGCCCAACUUCCCCGACGCCUACUGCAAUUUGGCGAACGCUUUAAAGGAGAAAGGCCAAGUCGUCGAUGCCGAAGAGUGCUAUAAUACCGCUCUACGUCUCUGCCCCUCACACGCAGAUUCUCUCAACAAUUUAGCCAACAUCAAACGUGAACAAGGCUAUAUCGAGGAGGCUACGCGACUAUAUCUGAAGGCUUUAGAAGUCUUCCCAGAAUUCGCAGCUGCUCACAGCAAUUUAGCUUCAGUGCUGCAACAGCAAGGCAAACUCAAUGAAGCUCUUAUGCAUUAUAAAGAGGCUAUCCGCAUCCAGCCAACAUUCGCGGACGCCUACAGCAAUAUGGGUAACACGCUUAAAGAGAUGCAGGAUGUCGCAGGAGCGCUCCAGUGUUACACCAGAGCCAUCCAGAUUAACCCAGCUUUCGCAGACGCCCACAGCAAUCUUGCAAGCAUCCAUAAAGACUCUGGGAACAUUCCUGAAGCCAUACAGUCCUAUAGAACCGCCUUGAAGCUGAAGCCAGACUUCCCUGACGCGUAUUGCAAUCUAGCCCACUGCUUGCAAAUUGUAUGCGACUGGACGGACUAUGAAGCCCGAAUGAAGAAAUUAGUCAGCAUUGUUGCUGAACAGUUGGACAAGAACAGGCUUCCGUCGGUCCAUCCGCAUCAUUCCAUGCUGUACCCACUGACACAUGACUUUAGAAAGGCUAUCGCCGCUCGCCACGCAAAUCUUUGCUUAGAGAAAGUUCAAGUACUACACAAACCUUCAUACAAAUUCCCUCGCGAUCUCCAAGGACGUCUUCGUAUCGGUUACGUGAGCAGUGAUUUCGGAAACCAUCCUACAUCGCAUUUAAUGCAGUCUGUACCAGGCUUACAUGACCGUAACAAGGUUGAGAUCUUCUGCUACGCUCUAAGCAUUGAUGACGGCACAACAUUCCGUUCUAAAAUCGCUAGAGAAGCUGAACACUUCAUAGAUCUAUCCCAAAUGCCCUGCAACGGAAAGGCUGCUGACAAAAUCUACGCAGACGGAAUCCAUAUCCUUGUGAACAUGAAUGGGUACACUAAAGGAGCGAGGAAUGAGAUAUUCGCCCUCCGACCCGCGCCCGUCCAAGUUAUGUGGCUGGGUUACCCAGGAACCAGUGGAGCUAGCUACAUGGAUUAUCUAGUAACUGACGCCGUCACAUCUCCGCUAGAACUAGCCAGCCAAUACAGUGAGAAGCUCGCAUAUAUGCCUAAUACAUACUUCGUUGGUGAUCAUAAGCAAAUGUUCCCUCAUUUACAAGAACGUCUAAUCUUAAGCGACAAAAUCAAAUCUCACAACAACCUGGGCAACCUAGCGGAUAAUGUUGCAGUCAUUAAUGCUACAGAUCUGUCGCCUUUAGUGGAGAAUACGGAUAUUAAGGAGAUUAAAGAAAUAGUGAGGGCGGCUCGACCGCUGGAAAUAUCGCUGAAAGUAGCCGAGUUACCGACGACUACGCCUAUUGAGACUAUGAUUGCUUCCGGACAAAUUCAGACUUCAGUAAACGGUGUAAUACUCCAAAACGGCCUGGCAACCACGCAAACCAACAACAAAGCGGCAACUGGCGAAGAAGUACCACAAUCCAUCGUAAUCACCACCCGACAACAAUACGGCCUUCCCGACGAUGCUGUAGUUUACUGCAACUUUAACCAACUGUACAAAAUAGACCCGCUGACGUUACAUAUGUGGGUGUACAUAUUGAAACAUGUACCGAACAGUGUGCUGUGGUUGCUAAGGUUCCCUGCUGUCGGCGAGCCGAAUCUGCAAGCCACGGCUCAACAGUUAGGUCUACCACCCGGCCGCAUAAUCUUCUCGAACGUAGCCGCCAAAGAAGAGCACGUACGGCGAGGACAACUUGCUGACGUAUGCCUGGACACCCCCCUGUGCAACGGACACACCACCAGCAUGGACAUCCUGUGGACCGGGACGCCGGUCGUCACUCUACCCGGAGAGACGUUAGCGUCCAGAGUGGCAGCUUCACAACUCAACACACUGGGGUGCCCAGAAUUAAUAGCUAGGACGAGGCAAGAAUAUCAAGACAUAGCUGUAAGAUUAGGAACUGAUAGAGAAUAUUUAAAAGGCAUCCGCGCGAAAGUGUGGGCGGCUCGCUCGGAGAGCCCGCUGUUCGACUGCAAGGCGUACGCCACCGGCCUAGAGAUGCUGUACCGCGCCAUGUGGGAGCGCCACGCGCGCGGCGAGCGGCCCGACCAUCUCGCCGCCGUCGACAAGUAGAGUCGAGUGCCGAGUGCCACGCGCCACGCGGACCGGGAGCGUAUUACCACAGAAUAUAUAAUACUACUAGGUACAGAAGACUCAAUCCCUAACAAAACGCGACCUACGCGCAAGUCGGCGCAAGCGCGUGCAGGCGUUCGUUCCAUAGCGGUGUGCGGCAAUUACUAUGGCAAGACCUCAAAAUUGAGGCGGCCGCAGAUACUUGUAGAGACGCGACGAAAUCGCGGAGUGAGUCACGCCUUUUUUUUUUUUUUUUUUUUUGUUUUUUUUUUUUUUUUUUUUUUAUAGAGGGGAAAAUGCUUUUCGCAUACCACCCAGGCGCGGGGACGGGCCUGGGAUGGUUAUGUGGGACUCCCGUAUAGGCUCAUGGGACCCACGGUUUACCCACUAAAAACCCCUCUUGACCGCCUCAGGGCUAUAAGGCGAGGCCACAGGAACACUGGAGCACUCUUCCGCAGCACUGGAGCACUCUUCUGCAGCGAGUGAGACACGCCUGGUAUUAUGUACAAUGGCAUUGAAGUUGGUUCCUUGUCGGCCUUAACACGUUCAAUUGAGCUGUUUCAACUUUAAUCCUUACAUGAUAAGGGCUAUUUUGAACUGAUGCUUAUUUAACGUGUUUAAAUGCAUCAAUUUUUUAUCCAAAAGCGAUAGUGUUUAAAGAAGUUUCGCGGACAAAUGUUUUGGUGCAUUAAGGUUAAUUAGUGCAAGUGGUAAAGAUCAAAGAUUAUUUUCACCUUGUUAAAAUAAUUUAUCCCUCAGCAUGUUGAUACGAUGAGCUCAUAAAUCUCGUGCUUUGGUUUGUUAUCAUGCAAUGACAUCAUACAAUAUUGUAAUUUUCCUAGUUACCGAUUAUGGUAUGAUAAAUAUGUUACAAUGAAGGUGUUAAAUAUGAUCUGAAAUACGCAUCCCGGUUUCAUACUAGCGGUGACCAGUGUCAGUGGUAAAAGACGAUUUUAAAGUGAGACGUAAGGAGAACUUUGCGUGGAGCAACUAUCAGUGUGACAAUAUCCUAAUGGCUUUAUACGCCUGUUAAAUCUAAAAAGCUCUUGAUAAUCGUUUGUCCUUAUCCGUCAUUUUGACAUUAAUGUUUGUUAGAAAGGGUUAGAAUUUAACAAAAUUUUGCUAAGUUUUAUGAAUACGGGGGGUUAGACUUCCUCCACAGCCUGUGGGAUCCCGUCUACUUAGUUUUUCUAGUCAAUCGCUUGAGUAAUCUCCAUUUAGGCCGAUUGUUAUUGUUUUUUUUCGUUUGAUUUCGAUUAAAUUUGCCUGAAUUUGAAGAGCUUAUUCUGGGCGGAAGAAAUACGAAAUGCCAAAUUGGGACAAAAAAUGUAUGUUUCGUAACUCGGAGGAAGAUUUUGUAGGACAUACAGUAAUAUUGCGCUUAUAUUGUACAGAAUAGGCAACUAUCUAUCGACCAAAUUCUAUCGAAAUCUGACGAAUGAAAAAAUUCGACAACAAUAAACGGCCAAUUUAUUGCGCAGAUAAUAUAUUUUUCGAAGCUUAAAUUAUAUAGUAAUAGAAAUGUGGCCUUUUAGGCAGCAGUUUGCUGCAGCAAUUUACUGUUACUUGUCUUUGUUGUGCGACAUACUUAUACAAUUAAUCAGUGACUUCGAAAUAAAUAGGGUCAUUACGCUAGUUUUCGUCCACUUGACGAAAUUUCAAUGUAAACCUACAUUGCUGCACAAAUUUGGACUUAUUGCAAUCCUCAAUGUCUAAACAAUAUAUCUAUCUACAUAAAAAUGAUAUUUAGCAAGAAGCAAAUUAAAAACAAAAUAUAUUAUUUACUAAUUCGUCAAGUGGACGAAAACUAUAGCAUGGAUGGAAACUAGCGCAAAGACCCUAUUGACUGAAUGUUUUCGAAUGAAGCAAUGUUUGGUUUCAUUGUUAUUUUUACUGUUGAUAAAUGACAUGUGUCGCAUAUUUUAUGUAUGACUGUAAAGGGGCCUACAGAUUAUCAGUCCGCCGGACGAUAUCGGCCUGUCAGAACCAAAAAUUUACAGUUCCGAACAACUGACAGGCCGAUAUCGUCCGGCGGACUGAUAAUCUGUGGGCCCCUUAAGAAGUGGAUUCCAUAAAGGUUUUGUAAAUGCUUUGAUUAGCAAAGUUACGAGACAUGUUGCCAAAAUAAAAAUGUUAAUUAGAAUGAACUUAAACUUUCGUAAUCCGGUACCAAAAUGAAUAUUUGAGUGUUUGUAAAGUCAUCCUCAAAGACAUUAGUGAUAGUAGACAUCAUAUACAUGUAAUUUUUGCUAAAACUUGACAAAAAAGUGACUAAUUCGUUGCUAGAAAGUGAAAGGGCGUCCGCUAGCUGGCGCCGGUGCACGGUGCGGGCGCACGCACGCGGUUGCCAUUGUAGGUAAAAUCCGCCGCACGCGUCCGCGCCAGUUAUCGUUGCUCAUACUAUUUUUCGUUAACCCCCUCCGUGCAACCGCGUCAGGUAGCGGACGCCCUGCCCUAGCUUAUGUCAUAUUAUGCAAAAUAAGAAUCUUUGAAGUUAAUAAAUGACGGCUACAGAUGUGUGUUUCAGAGUUUUCAAAAAGUUUCAAGCCGGAAAUUUCAGGAAAAUUUCACAGGAAACGAAGGAAACUUUCUUUUUGGAAAUGGAAAAUUUCGAUGUGAGAACCUUCGGAAAAUUUUCCUAGUUAAAAUUUCGCAAUUUUGGAAACUUAGUAAUGAUAAUGGCUAUUAUAAUGUUCGUAACCUACCUACGCUAUCAUUGGGGCAACAUAAGUAAGACUGAACAUGAUCCCAAGCUGCAACUGGCAAUUUACGUUCAUUAGUUCAAUUUAUUAGUCACUCAGUGGGUUUUCUUCCUAUAGUUGUUAAGAUAGGUGGCGCUAAAGUAUUGUGAUAGUAUAUCUAAUGGCUAUGCAUGCAUACAUUGUUAAAUUAAUUUUGUAUAAAGCAGAAACGCCUGCUAUUUUCGCUGUAUUGGUUUAGGUCUUGGUAGCUCAGAUGGCAGCGCACAGGGCUAGCGCACUUUUAAUUUGUUCAUAUACAUUGUUACUAGACAAUUGUGAUGUUUCUCAUUAUUCGACAUCUGCCGUUGUAAUAGCUGAAUAUUUAUUUUGUUGCGUGCGUCAACGAAUUUAAAAUAUGUAGUUUGUGCCUUUAGUUAUUUUAAAGAUUUUGUAAAUAAUAUAACUAAGGAUGUUUUCUUUGAUAGCAUGCCACGAUGAAUUAUAUCCUUUAAAAAUGCAAAUUAUCCCUUUGAACGCUUUGCCUAACGUGCGUUGCGUCAUAUGCCGCGUCAACACUGGGAUGCAGCCUCGCGCGUCCGUAGACGUCUUUGGCUGUCAAAGGGUUAACUUAAGGUUAAACUUUAAAAAGUGUGUUAAAAUUGCAUUUAAGCAUCGCUUUCUUGAAUUACACGCUGUUUGUAAUCUAUUACAUGUAUCUUGGUUUACUAAAGAGGUAUAUUUUUUUACAUUUCAGUAUUUUCGGCUAGGUAAUCGGGACAUGUAAUGAAGUUUUGAGUAGAACGAAUUGUAAUUCUUGACUAUUUAUUGCGUACAAAUGAGAAGUUGAUAGUGUGACAAACCCAGUUGAUACCUUUGUAACUUGCGGUUGAUUUUUUUGUAAAUAGUUAUUAUUUAAGGAUAGAAAUAAAAAACAAAACAAUGAAAA